AGCCAUUUUGGCUCAAGUCGUUGUGGCGCUUGGCGCAAGGCCGCUUCGCGUCGAGAUUGCAUCAGCGGGCGCAUCCCUUGCCCUGCAUCCAGCCACUGCCCAAGGCGCCUCGUGUCCGCAGCAAGUCGCGCGACCAUGCCGGAGCUCAUGGCGAUCGUGAAGACCCCCAAGGAGGCGUUCCAGGGCAUGAUUGACAAAGGCGUGUCCAUGGGCGGCGACGCGUCCAUCAAGAUCUUUCACCAGUCCUUCUACGCGGGUUGCUACAUUGGCUUCGGUGGCAUGCUGUCGAUGGUGGUGGCUGGCGGUUUGGACAAGGCAGCAGAGGACAACCCGACCAUCCAGACCUUUGUAUUCGCUGCGCUCUUCCCUGUGAACCUGCUGCUCAUCUUGCUCACAGGUGGGGUGCUGAUCACAGGUACAGCUGCGACCGUGCCUGCGGCGGUGUGUGAAGGCAAGCUGCACUGGAAGCAGAUUCCUAGGACGUUCGCGCUGGCUUGGAUUGGCAAUCUGCUUGGCGCCGUGCUCUUCGCUUUCUUUGUCGAGGCCUGUAACCUGAACGUGGGCUUGACUGCCAAGCUUGCGAUGAAGGUUGCGGAAAAGAAGAUCAAGGAGAAUUUCUUCGUCACCUUCCUGAAGGGAAUCGGCUGCAACUGGCUGGUGUGUAUGGCCGUGUUCCUGCAGGGCCAAGCGCAGGACAUGCCUGGCAAGAUGGUGGGCAUCUGGUUCCCCAUCUCUUGCUUCGUGGCCAUCGGCUUCGAGCAUAUCCCGGCCAACAUGUUCAUGAUUCCCUUGGGGAUGACAGCCGGCGCCGACGUGUCCGUGUGGGACUGCCUCUGGAGGAACUUCAUCCCAGUGACCCUCGGGAACAUCUUCGCAGGCUCGCUCUUCGUGGGCGUGGGCUACUCCUUCGCCCUCGGCAGGUUGGGCAGCUCCCCGAUGUUCAACAUGCCCGCGAGGGAGCUGGGUGCGCCAAAGGAGCAGAAGGCUGGCGGCGACAACAACGAGCCUCCACCUGAGGCACAGGGCCUGUGAUAGCGCAGUCCUGCUUUAUUGCCGUCUGGCAGUUUGAUCGUGUGUAGUUAUGUUUCUUCGGGGCUAGCCAGAGCGUCCCAACCAGUUUGUCAGAGCCUGGGAUUUCGGCAGCUGACAGACUUUCGGAAUUUACAUCGUCUUAUCGACGGCGUCUGCUUCGAUAUGAAUGCAGAAACCGAGUUCUCCAUCCAGUGGGUAAGCCCACUGUCGCGAGGAUUCAAAGGUGUUCACUCCUUCGGAGCGAGACUCAAGGAAUUUGUGGUAGUGGCCCCUAUCGUCAUACUUACAUUGUUGACGCUUCGCGUAUCCCCACCAGCCCAUGCAGAAACGAUGCCCAGGGGAGUUGAGGUGAUCAGGGACGUGGGGG
Molecule: messenger RNA, 1399 nt
Organism: Prorocentrum cordatum
Lineage: Eukaryota; Dinophyceae; Prorocentrales; Prorocentraceae
Source: the annotation of a GenBank genome assembly